Molecule: messenger RNA, 1982 nt
Organism: Dalotia coriaria
Lineage: Eukaryota; Metazoa; Arthropoda; Insecta; Coleoptera; Staphylinidae
Gene: CCT2
Product: chaperonin containing TCP1 subunit 2
Exons: 2
Coding region: 111-1718 (535 amino acids)
Biological process (GO): protein folding
Cellular component (GO): chaperonin-containing T-complex; cytosol
Molecular function (GO): ATP hydrolysis activity; ATP binding; ATP-dependent protein folding chaperone
Source: RefSeq, a predicted model, not a curated record
CAAAAUCACCACUCGCGGCGCAUAAACCUCACAGAACCCGCACCGCUUGCUGAAGUGCUUGCAGUUUUUGUGAUUUGUGAUUAAAAUAAGUGCAGGAUAAUUAACACAAAAUGACUGCUCUAAACUCAGUCAGAGUACUUAAAAAUGAAGCCGAAGAAGAAAAGGCCGAGAUGGCCCGCAUGUCCAGCUUCAUCGGAGCAAUCUGCAUCGGUGAGCUGGUAAAAAGCACCCUGGGCCCCAAAGGCAUGGACAAAAUCCUCGUCUCAAUGGGCCGCAGCGCCGGUCAAGUCGAAGUAACCAACGACGGCGCAACCAUCCUCAAAUCCGUCGGCGUAGACAAUCCAGCCGGUAAAGUCCUCGUCGACAUGUCUAAAGUACAAGACGACGAAGUCGGCGAUGGCACUACCUCAGUCACAGUCCUCGCAUCCGAACUCCUCAAAGAAGCCGAGAAACUCAUCGAACAGAAAAUCCACCCGCAGACAAUCAUCGCCGGCUGGAGGAAAGCCGUCGACGUAGCCAGGACAGCACUUCGUGAAUUCGCCGUUGACAACAGCGCCGACCCUGAAAAAUUCAGGGAAGACCUGAUGAACAUCGCCAGGACUACAUUAAGCUCGAAAAUCCUUUCUCAACAUAAAGAAUACUUCGCCAAACUCGCCGUGGAUGCUGUUUUAAGAUUGAAAGGCUCCGGAGAAUUAUCCGCGAUUCAAAUCAUCAAGAAACAAGGCGGAACUUUAGAAGAUUCUUUCCUCGAUGAAGGUUUUCUUUUAGAUAAAAAAGUAGGCGUGCAUCAACCGAAGAGAAUCGAAAAGGCGAAGAUCCUCAUCGCCAACACACCGAUGGACACAGACAAGAUCAAAGUGUUCGGGAGUCACAUCAAGGUGGAUUCCAUGGCGAAAAUCGCUGAAUUAGAAUCAGCUGAAAAGGAAAAAAUGAAGGAUAAGGUCGGUAAGAUCCUCAAACACAACUGCAAUGUGUUCAUCAACAGACAGUUGAUCUACAACUACCCAGAGCAGCUUUUUGCUGACGCUGGUGUCAUGGCGAUCGAACACGCUGAUUUCGACGGUAUUGAACGUCUUGCCUUAGUCACAGGCGGUGAAAUUGUUUCCACUUUCGAUAAUCCUGAUUUAGUCAAGUUGGGAACCUGUGAUGUUAUCGAACAGGUAAUGAUUGGUGAAGAUACACUACUUCGUUUCUCAGGUGUAGCUCUAGGUGAAGCCUGUACUAUUGUAAUCCGCGGUGCAACUCAGCAGAUUAUUGAUGAAGCUGAUCGUAGUUUACACGAUGCGCUUUGUGUCUUAGCCGCAACUGUAAAAGAAUCAAAGAUUGUUUAUGGUGGUGGAUGCAGCGAGAUGUUAAUGGCUGUCGCUGUGGUGAACGCAGCCGCGAAAACGCCUGGAAAAGAAGCUGUAGCUAUGGAGGCAUUCGCGCGUGCGCUGCAGCAGUUACCAACGGUGAUCGCUGACAACGCCGGGUAUGAUUCUGCGCAGUUGGUUACAGAGUUGCGCGCUGGGCAUGUCAACACGCCGAAAUCGACGAAAGGUUUGAAUAUGGAUAUUGGUACUGUGGGGGAUAUGAAAGAGUUGGGCAUUACUGAAUCUUUUGUUGUGAAGAGGCAAGUUUUGUUGUCUGCGUCCGAAGCUGCUGAGAUGAUUCUGCGCGUUGAUAAUAUUAUCAAGGCUGCGCCGAGGAAACGCGUCGAAGACCGGGGACAUUGUUAAGUUAUUUAACACGCGUAAUUUUAUUUACAUUUAAUCAUCAUUGGCACAUUGCAAGCUUGUCUCAUCACUAUUUUUUUUUAAUUAUGUCUUUAUUUCGGCUGGCCCGUGGAACAAAGCAAUCGGAGGGUUAAGUUCAACGUGGAGUAAGGAUUUGUAUCGAAUUAACAACGUAAUGUAUGAAUUAACUAAUUCUCAAGUCGUACUCGGAUAUAAUUAAGCCUGUAUUUUCACAUCAACAAUAAACUGUUAAUGCAUUUAUACAAA